This is a messenger RNA of Rotaria sp. Silwood1, 1248 nucleotides long. The record is from the annotation of a GenBank genome assembly. NCBI's taxonomy places the organism in Eukaryota, Metazoa, Rotifera, Eurotatoria, Philodinida, Philodinidae.
AUGUCCAGACGUAAAGAAUGGCCCGAAUUGGUUGGACAGACAUUCGAAGUAGCAUCUCAAAAAAUUUUAGAAUUUGAUAACAGUUUAACGCCAUAUAAUGCAAGGAAUGGAAUUCAAGAUCGAAUGCGCAUGCCAACUCGCGUCCCGAACUUUGCAUGUUUCUUUGAUAUUGAUGGUGUUAUUACAAAAGGUCCAAAUUUUAUCACGGUUGCUAAACCAGCAAUACAAACAUUGAUUCAGCUCAAUGUACCUGUUGUAUUUGUUUCAAAUACAUGUAUGCUCGAAUCAGAUAAGGCUAAACAAUUAUCAGCUGUACUUGGAGUAACUAUUCAUCCUGAACAAAUUGUUCUUGCUCAAACACCAAUGCGCACAUUAACUAAUUUUCAUAAUAAACAUGUUCUUGUUUCUGGACAAGGUCAAGCUGAAGAUAUUGCUCGAAUGAUCGGUUUUAAAAGUAUAACAACAAUUGAAAAAGUUUGUGAAGCAUUUCCAGAAUUAGAUAUGAUUGAUCAUAUGAAUCGGGUUAGAUUGAGUGAAAUGAUUAGUACUCAAGGUCUUGUUCAUGAUGAGAAUUUUCGUCCUAUUGAAGCUAUUGUUUUACUUGGUGAACCUACUCAUUGGGAAAGAUCAUUACAAGUUCUUAUUGAUCUUCUUUUAACUGAUGGUAAUCCUGCUAUUGUACCAGAUGAUUCAAAUACAAAACAUGAUCAUAUACCUAUCAUUGCUUGUAACAGAGAUCUUGUAUUUAAAGCUGCUGCAGAUUUACCACGUUUUGGUCAUGGUGCUUUUCUUACUUGUUUAGAAACAUUAUAUAAAGGUAUAAGUGGAAAUGAUCUUAAAUAUACAGCAUUUGUUGGUAAACCAUUUGAAAUAUCAUAUCAAUAUGCUGAAACAAUAGCUAAUCAAAUAGCAUUAGCUAAUGGUCAACCAAAAAUUGAAAAAGUUUAUUUUAUUGGAGAUAAUCCAGAUGUUGAUAUUGUAGGUGCAAAUAUGUAUAAUCAUUUAUUACAACAAGCAAUGAAUUUAAGAACAAGUAUUAGUGGUUAUAGUUUAUUAUCGGAUUCGAGCUUUUUAACUGCAACCUCGUGUGAAUCAAUUCUAGUAUGUACAGGUGUUUAUGAACCAAAUAAACAAAAACUUGAUGGUAAAAAUCCAUGGAAAGUACCAACAACAAUUAAACUUGAUGUUUUUGAAGCUGUUAAAUAUAUUAUUCUAAAGGAAGCAUGGCAAUGGAUUGUCAAUUGUUAG